Wasmannia auropunctata (little fire ant) is the source of this 586-nucleotide messenger RNA. RefSeq lists its product as uncharacterized. Bases 263 to 586 code for a protein of 107 amino acids. The record is from RefSeq and is a predicted model, not a curated record. The transcript has 3 exons. NCBI's taxonomy places the organism in Eukaryota, Metazoa, Arthropoda, Insecta, Hymenoptera, Formicidae.
CGACGGCACACGAGAGGCGGAAGGCGGAAACGGAACGGAAGCGGAGACAAAGCGGAGCCAAUCAUAGCUCUUCCGCUGAUUUCGUUCCGUUACGCUAGAAUUGUUUCGCUAGAAUCAGCGGAAUAGCGGAAUAGCCACGCGGAUAACCUUUCUUUUACGUGCAACAGUGAACAAGACCGGCAAGAUGGAUUGUGGAGAAAUUGUACGUAAUAAAAUAUACUUAAUUAACUGAAUUAAUAACAUAAUUGUUAGUUGAAUAACUAUGCUGGGUUACGGUCCUCAAAUGUCACGCUUGUUUAUCAAAGGAUUCCGGCUCCAUAUUCCGCUGAUUUACUUCCCUAAUGUCCCACGGAGCGGAAAAUGUACAAGCGGAAUCAGAUUUCAGCCAAUCAUGAAACAAUUAGUACAUCACGUGAUCCGCUUCCGCUUACAUUCCGCUUCGUGGGACAUUAGAGAACAAGAAAAGACGGAACGAAAUCAGCGGAAGAGCUAUGAUUGGCUCCGCUUUGUCUCCGCUUCCGUUCCGUUUCCGCCUUCCGCCUCUCGUGUGCCGUCGCCCUUAGGGUGCCGUCCCAUGGCACCCUAA